Molecule: messenger RNA, 1464 nt
Organism: Mytilus trossulus (common blue mussel)
Lineage: Eukaryota; Metazoa; Mollusca; Bivalvia; Mytilida; Mytilidae
Exons: 2
Coding region: 729-1463 (244 amino acids)
Source: RefSeq, a predicted model, not a curated record
GUUCCGUCAUUCCGUGAUGUCUAGUUAUUUUGAUUUAAAAUGCGGUCAGGAUGUAGGUCGUGCAUUGUUUCGAAAUUUUGUGACCAAUCAGAAUAAAGAAUCAUAUUCACUGCGGAGAUUGAAUCAUGACAAUCAGAAAUGUAAAACGCAAGAACUGAAGAUGUAAACACGGCGAAUUCCUACAUGAAAUAUACAAGUCUGAAGAAACACAAACAGAAAUAUGGACUACCCCUUUUGUAAUGGCAUUGGGUUGCCAAUAGAAAGUUUGCUGAAAGAUUCUGCUGACCAUACCUCUAUAGACAAUUUUGUACUAUCAAAUGGAGUUGUAUUGGAACUUAAACAUUUUUUAGAAAAAAAUGGAAAAGGCAUUUGGGAAUUAGCUCAAUUAAUAUCUAAUUUGUUUCCUGCUUUUGCAUUGACUAAUCCAAAAUCUAUUCAGUCAAAAAUUCAUCGAUUAUGUGAACUAAAGAAGAAGUUGAAUAGUAAAAAAAAAAGUUCCAGGUUAUAAGAACAUUUCUGAUAUUUUAUCAAUAUCCUUUGAACCACCCGUGAAGCAAGUUUCAACUUUUUCCAUCACUGUAAAUGGACAUGAGCAUGAACAGGAAGAAUCGCCAGCAAAUUCUUCUACGUUAGAACCUGAACUCACAUGUUACACUGGUGUACAAACAGAAACUUUUGAUUCUGAUGAUGAAACAGUUAAGUCAAAAAACCUGUUACAAUAUUAUUCUAUGAAACUUAAGAAAAAGAAUGAACGCCUUCAAAGGGAAAUAAGCGUAAAACAGGAAAAAUUAAAAACACAACAGGACACAAUAGGAUACUUUUCCAUCAGGAAUAUAAAUAAAAAAGAAGAAAAGGCAAGACAAACUGCAAAGUUGUUAAGGGCAUCAAAAAAUGUUAUCAAAAAACAGAAAAGACUCUUGCAUAAAGCUGAAAGUGAAUUAUUAGAAUUAGGGACAAUAAAAACUGAUAAUGAACAAUUGAAAGAAAGUGUAAACAAGCUGUCAAAAACACAAGACUUAUUGGUAUAUUCACAAAAGAUGAAAUUGAAAGUACAAAAAAAAGUAAGCUCUUUGAAAAUUCAAAUGAAUAGAAUGAAAGUAAAAUCUGAAGAGGUGAAAGGUGAAAUUGAAUCGUUGAAAAUUGUUUUGAAAGAAAAGGACCAUCAAAUUGAAAAUUUAUUAUCAGAUAUAAGCAUUAUGAAAGAAACGGCAAAUUUCACUAUUGUCACUAGAAAUAUAGAUGCCAGCUUCACUGAUUGUGUCAGACUGUGCGUGAUGGAGUUAUCUGGAUUGGAAGUUGCUGUUGGAAAGGUCUCCCCUGUUAUUCAAACAGUAUGCAAACAUUUAUUUGACAUUGGUUUAGAUACAUCUCAGUUGCCUAGUUCAACAACAGUGCAGUCAAUUGUUGACGAAGGGCACUAUAUUGCCAAAACAUUUAUAUUUGAAAAACUAGACCAAUCUUAAA